This is a messenger RNA of Xylaria bambusicola, 1108 nucleotides long. RefSeq lists its product as uncharacterized. Lineage: Eukaryota; Fungi; Ascomycota; Sordariomycetes; Xylariales; Xylariaceae. The record is from RefSeq and is a predicted model, not a curated record. The coding region runs from base 127 to 873 and encodes 248 amino acids. The transcript has a single exon.
UCUCCUUCCUUACUGUUGAAAUAUAUUCCGACUAUAUUCUCAGUGUCAGAGCUGUGAAGACAUUCACUUCACCUCGAAUUUGAGACUCCAGAUACGGAGUACUCUCUCACUGUACAACCCAACAACAUGGACAACACAAGCCAAGCCAACGGUUAUCACCUUAGACAAAGCUUUAUCAGUGAGCCUGUCUCUAGUUUUCGUCUUAACAAUACCCGUUCUCGGAACCAUUUCAUCGACGACCGAAACCACUUCGCCCCCGAAGUCGACGGUCGAACACAUGACCGUCAGAACGGGCUACUACGCUCUGCUUUAAGGAACUCCUCCGCGCAGCAUUCUGUCCGAGAACACCCUGCCUCAUUUAACAACCGUACUUCCUUUGUACUUGCCCCUCUCCGCGUCCUAUUUCCCCAACAUUUCACGGGCAUACCCAUUACACAGCUAGACAGCCCCGGCCGGCCCCAGUCCUUCGCUACUUAUCGAAGCCCGACACCCGCCGGUGCAGAAGCUGUCCCUCCACUGAGCGAACUGCUCAGAUCACUUGGUUAUGAAGACGCUCAUGAAAAUCAGCUGAUUGAUCUGCGGCUCUCUCAGACAAGCCAGCCCACAGCGUCUCGCAUGGUCCCUCCCUUGCUACAUAAUGGGGUCCUCACUGCAGCAGCGCAGACGGUGAUGCGACGGGCAGCUGCGGAUCGUUCGCCGAGCGAGUCAGUAGUGCAUACAGCUUCUCGCGUUGUACAUGAUCCGCGAGACGUUUCUUAUACACGGGAAUCAGAGAGAUUUUACUGCUCUGGGUGUAGGGAAUGGCGAGGCCAUAGAUCUGGAAGACGAUGGGCAUAUUGUAAUUACUGCGAUAGGACUUGGGUUGUGAAUUAAUAACUCAAAGGAACCAACUCAACAUUCCAGUUAGGGUGCCAAACCAGAUCGGACUUAUGGAGGUUGAACGGGGCCAUUUUUGUCAGUUGCUGUCUCGGUCAAGGUUAAGGUCCGGUAUGGCUUUGGGCUAGGAAGGAAUCUUCACACCCACUCAAAGUAUCCAGUCCAAUCAUAAUAUCAAGCACUCUUCCUCCCUAUCCCUCCUCAUCUAUAACAGAUAGUGAUGUUAAAGCAU